Molecule: messenger RNA, 3594 nt
Organism: Diuraphis noxia (Russian wheat aphid)
Lineage: Eukaryota; Metazoa; Arthropoda; Insecta; Hemiptera; Aphididae
Source: RefSeq, a predicted model, not a curated record
GCCGUUCCAUAUUACAAUACCUAUACUAUAUAAUAUUUACAAUACUAUAGAGUAUAGAUAUUUCUAAAGCAGUUAUUAGUAUUUACUUAAUACUUUGAUAUCUACGUGUAUAGUUUAAAUAUACAGAAUACAUAAUAUGCAAUAAUAUAUUAUAUUAGAUAUUAGAUAUUUAUAUUUUAUAAUAUGCAUUUUAAUAAUAUACAAUAUAAUUUGUUUUUCCUUUAAAUCUGAAUCUCGUACACAGUUACACCGUAUAAAUUCUACCAGUAGACCCCUUCAACGCAACCAAAUUGAAUUGAAUUCUCCUCAACAACCUCGAAGACGGUUCUUGUCAUAUAUUUUUCGUCGGUAUUAUAACACAAUUUUCUACUUAUUAUUAUUAUUAUUAUUGUUUAAUUAUUAUCUACCCGUUAUACACUUUAUCUUCAAUCCGGCGCAGUGCGCACUCGUCCCGAACACUUGCACUGCACACGGCAUUCGCUAUUCAUACCGCUAUUCAUUUCCGGUUUUUCUCGACCGUCCAUUUCCUCUGAUCGUGGCAAAUUCGCAAUUACCAAUUCACCGUUAUCAAUACCGACACAAGCGAUGUCGGAUUGCCGUGCACAGCAGAUUGCAGACGUUGGAUCGCCACCGGACAUUUGGGUGGAAAGAUGUGGCACGACGAUGGUACAGACACCAGACGACGAAUAAGUGUUCGUCCUCGAACCAUUGUUUUCGGUUCGUCGUUGUACCGCUGUUGUGUAUCUGAAAGUGGCCCAAUAGUUUGGAUUCUGCAACAGAUUGAUGGGUUGUAAUUAUGCCGAUAGAUAUGUAUGAUGUUAUUUAUGUACCCAAAUACUAAGGAAAGGUUACAUCAAAGUGAUAGCCAAACCUAAUAUUCACUUGGUAAUAGAUGCGUGCAUGUUUUAGACAUGAACAACAUAUGGAACUAUAAAGAUACCAAUUAUGGAUAAUGAUAUAUUGGAUGAAAGAUCGAGGGAAUUUUUAGAAACUGCAGAUCAGUAUAUUACUGAACAUGGCCAUCAACAUGUAUCUGAAGAAAAUAGUAAACAACUUGUUAAUGACCAACAUAAUUUGCCUGAAGAAUUUCGUAUUGAUGAGAAUGGAGAAUUGUCCCAUCAUGCAACUGGGUAUUAUGACACAAAUGAUAUUUUAUCUGGUAAUGGAUCCACAACACUCACUGAAGAUGACCAUCGAUUAGCUAAUGAACUAGCUGCUGAGCUUGCCCAACAGAAUAAAUCUCUUGUUGAUGGUGGCCAUCACGAUACUCAUCUUAUGACCAGCUAUCUAUAUAGUACUGAUUUUGAUUUAAACACAAACAGUAAACAUUCAUCACAAACUUCAAGUCAUAUCAAUAAUCAACAAAUUAUUAGUUCUGAAAAUUUAAUAGAAGAUGAAGCUUCAGAAUCUGAUUACCAUGUGGAAAUACAAAAUAAUUUACCACACAAAAAACGUUUUCGGAAAAGAGAAUCCACCCCGGCUCCAAUGAGAAAUAUUCAUUCAAAGUGUUACAAAUGUAAACAAUGUGGUGAACAGUUUAAUUCUCAAUCUGCAGUUACCGCACAUAAACCAGUACAUGCUCCUAAAAAGGUUAAUGGUCGAAUGCCAUUUUUAUGUGAGAUCUGUGAUAAACAUUUUACACAUCAAAUAAAGUUUUUUGAACAUCUAAAAUUUCAUUAUGAACCACAGCAAAGUAAAGUAAUUGUAGUUACUACAGACUCUGGUACUUCACCACAUCAUGUAAAUUAUCAAAAUCACAAUGUUCAAGAAUCAACCGACAAUAAUGAAAAUCAAUACAUUGAAGAAACUAUUGAAGAUCAACCAGAACUUCAUGAUCUUCCUCCGCUUCAGAGUUAUAGAUUAACAGAAGAGGAGAACAUGGAGGAUGAUAAACAUUGCAUAUUUUCAUCUGAUGGAUCUAUAUUGGCUGCACAACUUCAGCAGCCAUUUCCUUCUUGUCAUCUAUGUGGUAGAAAUUUUCGUCGUUUAAAAGCAUUGGAAAUUCAUAUGGCUUCUGUACAUCCACAACCUGCAACUGUUGUUACUGUUAAACAGGACUGUUUAGAAGAGUUUUCUGAUCCAGAAGAUCUAAUGGAAGGUAUUCGUCAUAUGGUACCUGGUGUAGCUGAUACUGAAUCAGAAACUGAUGAAAAACAGCCAAUACAAGAGCAAAUUUGGGAUUACAAUGGUGAAAACAUGACAAAUCAUGUAGAUCCUAUGAUUAAACCAAAAGAAGAAAAUAAUUGUUUGUUAAGUGGAAAUGAUGAUAAUGGUGAAAACAGUCGGGCAGAACACACUUGGGAAGAUGAUACAGAUGAAUUAGAACAAAUAAUGAAAAAAAAUAUAUCAAAGAAUCUUAUAUGCACUCAAUGUAAAAGAAAGUUCAAUCACCGUAAUUCUCUACUAUAUCAUUUAAGAUCACAUUCCGGUAAACGACCGCAUAGCUGUAAGCUAUGUCCUAAAAGUUUCUUCUCCAGCAGUGCUCUUAAGGUACAUAAUCGGCUUCACACUGGAGAUAAGCCAUUUGAAUGUGAAUGGUKUGGACGAAAUUUUCGUCAGUGGGGUGACCUUAAGUAUCAUAUUGCUUCAUUGCACUCUGAAUCUAAACAAUUUCAAUGUGAAUUUUGUGGUAAAGACUUUGCUCGUAAAUACUCAUUGAUUGUUCAUCGUCGAAUACAUACAGGAGAAAAGAAUUAUGUUUGUGAAUUUUGUAAAAAAACUUUUAGAGCGUCAUCUUAUUUGCAAAAUCAUCGUCGAAUUCACACAGGUGAAAAACCAUAUAAAUGUGAGACUUGUGGUAAAGCAUUCAGAGUACGUUCAGAUAUGCGUCGACAUACUGUAGUACAUAGGAAAGAUGUAGUAAACUCUGUUCAAAUUAAUAGUUAUGCUGGUCAAGUGAGUGGGAUUGUUACAUCUUCAGAUAUGAGUAUUCAUCUAACUAAAUUGGAAGUGGAUAAAGAUAAAAUAACAGAAGAUUCUGAUGGAGAUGUUAAAUUCCAUGAAAAUUUCUCUCAUGAUUCUAAUCAAAUAUUAACUGCAGAUGAAGUUAGUGCACCUCUUAAUCUCAAUUUACGAGCUCAAGAUAAUGGUCACAAUGAUGAAUCAGCUAAUUAUGAACAGUUUAAUGGGCGUCAAGAAAUUAUUGAUCGGGAAACAAAUACUUUAUAUGUUUGGAUUCCAUCCAAUACUGAGCAAUUAUUACAAAGUGAAUAAUUAGAGUGAACAUAAAAAGAGUCUUGUACAAUUUGGUCAAUUUCUAAAAUCCAAAGACUUAUAACUUGUAAUAUUUCUCUGAAUUUUAGUUAACAUGGCUUCUGGAUGAAGAUUUCAAAAAUGCAAAAAAUAAUACAUACUCUGACUUAAAAGAUCUUAAGUUUGAGAGUUUUUUUUUGCUGUUGCUAAGUCUGAUAUAAAUUUGAUUUAAAUAACAAAAAUUGUGUUUGAUUAAUUUCUUUUCAGACAUUAAAAUCAAAUAAGAAAAUGUUAACAAGGUAAAUUAUUCAAAUCAAUUGACCCAUAUACCAUUGUAUAAGUAUAGAGAUUUGAGUCGAUAAAUGUAUUAUGUGUAAUAUAAUUAACACAAUUUGUUGAGUA